Molecule: messenger RNA, 650 nt
Organism: Drosophila innubila
Lineage: Eukaryota; Metazoa; Arthropoda; Insecta; Diptera; Drosophilidae
Product: general transcriptional corepressor CYC8-like
Exons: 2
Coding region: 69-650 (193 amino acids)
Source: RefSeq, a predicted model, not a curated record
AGCAGCAGCAACAUCAACUGCAUCAGCAAUCGCUGCGGGCAAUGGCGCCCCUGGCACAUAUGUGAGAAAUGGCCAGCGCCUAUGGAGCCGCCGCCGCGUCCGUCAAUGUGUCGCCGCCGCCGUCCGCCGUUGGAUACAUGCCAACAUUAGCAGCAGCAGCAGCAUCCGCAUCCGCAGCUGCAACGGCAACAGCAACACACCAGCAGCAACAGUUGCUCAAUGGCCGGCCAAGUCCGACGGCAUCAGGAUCGGGUUCGUCGGGCGGUCGCUCCUCGGCGCAUUCAAGUGGUCACACAACCACAGCGCAUUCACCCGCCUUGGCGGCGGCUGCUGUUGCCGCUGCCGCCUAUCAGCUGUCCGCAUCCGCCUCUGCAGCCGCAUCCGCAUCUGCUUCCUCCACGUCCGCCUCUGCCGCCGCUGCCGCCUCGGCUGCCUCAAGUUGCCAAGCGGCGAGCGCGUUUGUGGCGUCAGCCAGCAUGCUGGACAUGCAACAACUGGAGGAGCAUCAGCAGCAGCAGCAACAGCAGCACCAUCAACAACACUACCUGCAACAGCAACAACAGCAGCAGCCAACUGCAGCUGCUGUCACCACAGAACACGCUGUAAUCCUGCGGCGUAACUUGAGCUCAAGUCGCGAGCAGAUGCCGUAA